AUGUACAAAUUUUCAAUUCAACACUGCUUUAAUAAAGCUGGUAUACCCGUGGAGAGGAUUGACACAAUUAGCUUGGUGAACUUUACUACUCUCCCUGACAGAGUACUUGACUUUGAAGUUGUAUAUGAUCCUUUGGAGAUUAACAAAAGAAGAAUAGACUGGGCAGACGCUAUAAAAGACAAAGUACUUACAUGCUUACAAGAUCUCAAUAUAGAUGGCGUUAUUGUGAAGCCUGAUAGUGUUGAUGACAUCGGUACAGAAACUGAAAAAGCUGACCCGUGCCUUCUAAAUCCACAGUUUUGUAACGAUGUGCCGUUUUAUGUUUGCUUCUCAAAUGCAACUAAUGUUGUGUGCAAAUUCAAGUGUUUACAAACUGUAACAUCAUGCAGUGAGCACGAAACAUGCAGGAUGAAUACUGCAGGAGAAAUCGCCUUUGGGGAAUGUGUAUGUAAUGAGCCAACAAAUAUAAACUUAGUGUUCCUGAACAACUGGUGCGUUUACAGACCAACCUUCUUUGCUGUUGUGUUGUCAAUUGUCUGUGGGUUGAUCCUCGUCAUCUCUGUACUUUGUUUGUGCCUUAUAUGUAGACGACGUUGUAGGAAGAAGAGCCAUAUGUCUCAAGAACAAGGAACGCAAAUGUCAGAGAAUGGAGACGUUAUAGAGCCAGUUUAUCGUAUAAGACCAUUGGAUGUCAGAGCUGCUCAACGCAAUACACACAACAUCUAUGACAACUACAUUUCAAGUAAUGACCCAUAUGAUGAUGCUAAUGCUACAUUUCACCAACCUGAUAAUGGAAGGUUGAUUUCAACAGAUUCAUUUCCUCGAGGUGGUAUAGCUAAGCGGCUGGUAACAAAUUCCAGUUACGUACGUCUGAGUGACACUCAUUUAGGAUUCUCUCUCGAUCAAGAUUUUGCAGAUCGACAUAAACCGUUCUUAAUCGACCGUCCGAUUGUCUAUAAGAAUUCUACAUUACCGACGCAUGUCAUUGAUAGAGAUGUACUGGCUUGAAUGAUGCCUGAUAGCUCGUGCGGAUACAUUUCAUUUGUGAAUAAAUCGCCUGGGAUAAUACUAAUUCAAGGUAUACGUCUUGAACAGUGUACACAGGCAUUCUAUUAAAUAGUAUUGAAAAUAUCUGAACAAUAAAGGGGAAAGUGUAUAUCAAUGUAUAAAGUAUCACCAUCUUUGAACAAGCGACAUUGUGGAUAAUGGAUUACAGCUAGCCCAGAGCGUUGUAUCAGAGACUUGGGCAAUAUGGAUGUAGCGUAUUCCCCGAGUGAAUAGACAACAAUUUGGAUAGGGAUUAAAGUCUAUAACUCCAUACGCAGUUUACGAAUACUACUUACAAUGUUAAAUAGGUAUUAAACGGUCCAAUGUGAAAUAUCAUUUUUGUAAAGAAUUACGAAUACAGUCAGUAUUCACCUAACUAACACUGUGGGGCAGUUUUAAGUUUAAUUAUGGAAUGUGCGACAUGUGUAUAGAAUGUAUCUUUAAAAACAAUUUGUCACUGCAGGAUGCUGCGUUAAACUAUCGUCC
Owenia fusiformis is the source of this 1533-nucleotide messenger RNA. Lineage: Eukaryota; Metazoa; Annelida; Polychaeta; Sabellida; Oweniidae. The record is from the annotation of a GenBank genome assembly.